CAUAACGCUGUAAAUGCAGCCAUGCCCGCUCUCAGGCUUCUGUCUGACCGUACAUAAUUAUUCAUCAACGAGAAUUUAUAUAAACGUAUAUAAAAUAUGUCUUCGGCUGGAGCUUUGAGAAGAUCUUCGCGAAUAAAAUCCUUUGUGAACUAUAAAGACGACAGUGACUUAGAAACAACUUCUAACUCUCCACCAGCUAAUGUAUUAAAAUCUGAAGUGGAAACAGAACUAGAUGAUAUACAAGAGGAUGUACAAAAACCUUUUGAAUUAUUUUCUGAGAAUGAUGUGAGUGGAAGAAAAUUAUAUGGAUUCCAAACACCAAUAAAAAAGAACAGUAUGAUACUUAAAGCUAAUCAGUGUCGUAUACCUUCAACACCUGUACAUCUUAAGACAAUGUCUGAUCUGAGAAUUGUUUUGGAUAAGAUUGUAAUAGAUCCAAAAACUACAAAGUCAAUUAAACUCAAGGAUGUUGACAUAAAAGUGAACCGGAAGCGAUUUUUGCCUAAUGUAGAUUCAAGUGGCAACGAAAGUAUAUCUGAGGAUAGUGAAUAUAUUCCUACAGACGAAGUUAAUACAGAAUCAGAUAUAUCUGAUUCUGAUAAUAGUGAAGAGAAUAACAAUUCUGAUGUUAAUGAGAAAAAGGACAAUAUUAAACAAGAAAAAAUAGACAAGAAACAAUGUACAGUACAAAAAUUUUCACCAAAACAUGAAAUACAAAAUGUUCCCAGACAUAAGGCAAAGAAUGGUUGUAAAACUGUUAUUUAUAAAGAUUAUCAUAUAAAGUCUGAUGAAUAUUUCGAAUCCCAACAAGAAAAAACAAUUACAUCUGAUCGUACAUUAGACAGGCUUCGGAAUGUACAUCUUAUUGAGGAAAAAUUAGGGGAACCACUGGUAAAUCAGAAUUAUGUUUCUACGACACAUAGGAAACGUAUUCAUUUAUUAGUGGAAAAUUAUAGAUUGUUCUUCCCAAUGUGGCAUUUUAUAAUUGAGCAAGGUUACAGUCUCCUACUUCAUGGUUUAGGCUCAAAAAGGAACUUAAUUAAUAAUUUCCAUCAUGAUGUCUUAAAUGAUCAUCCAACAUUGAUUAUAAACGGGUUUUUUCCUAGUUUGGCAAUAAAAGAUAUAUUAAAUGAAAUAAUUACAGAAAUAUUAGAAUUAGAUUGCCCAUCAAGUCCUAACGAUUGUUUGGAACUUAUUGAAAAAGUUCUGACAGCUAAUCCAGAUGAUCGGCUCUACUUAUUAAUUCACAAUAUAGAUGGGAUAAUGUUACGUUCAAGUAAAGUUCAAAAUAUUCUCACUAGUCUAGCAGCUAUCCAGAAUAUUCGGAUUUUAGCGUCCGUCGAUCACAUCAAUGCACCACUUCUCUGGGAUCAUACGAAACGUGCGAAAUUUAAUUUCUACUGGUGGGACGCGACCACAUUCUUACCAUAUCAAACUGAAACUUCGUAUGAAAGUUCUUUAUUGGUUCAACAGAACGGUGCACUCGCCUUAUCUUCCCUUCAGAAUGUCUUCCUCUCUCUAACUUCAAACGCACGGACGAUUUAUAUACUUGUGGUUAAAUACCAAUUAAAUCACACUGACAGUAAUUACACAGGAAUGUCGUUCAAGGAUCUAUAUCAAGCAGCGCGAGAGCAGUUCCUGGUCAGUUCCGAUUUAGCGUUGAGAGCGCAGUUAACUGAAUUCUUAGAUCACAAAUUGAUUCGAAUUAAACGCAACAUUAAUGGUGUUGAACAUCUUAUAAUACCUCUUGAUAAAGGCCUUUUAAAACAAUUUCUCGAGCAACAUGUAUCGUAACUUAUCUGAAAUAAACUCACAUAAUAAACAAGAAAUAAAUAAGAUUUUGUA
Molecule: messenger RNA, 1845 nt
Organism: Harpegnathos saltator (Jerdon's jumping ant)
Lineage: Eukaryota; Metazoa; Arthropoda; Insecta; Hymenoptera; Formicidae
Gene: Orc2
Product: origin recognition complex subunit 2
Exons: 9
Coding region: 97-1794 (565 amino acids)
Biological process (GO): DNA replication
Cellular component (GO): nuclear origin of replication recognition complex; nucleus
Molecular function (GO): DNA replication origin binding
Source: RefSeq, a predicted model, not a curated record